AUGAAGUCACCAGCGGGUUCUUCAAGCUCGUCUUCAAACGUCUGUAGCAAGCCACCAUCUCCUGAUACAGAGCGCGACGAAUGCCUUCCGUGCAUCCCUGAAGAUCAAUCCGAGAAAUGUCCUUCGACUCCAAUCAGCCGCCGUAGCAGCAAGAAACGAGAGAAGUCAAUUGCCUUGGACCCAGUUGCACCAACCGAUGCGACACUUCUUCAUAUUCACGACCUUGGCAAAGACCAAACUGUGCCGGCCCUUCAUGUUCACGGUAACCACUGGUUAAGCAACGAUACGACAGACCCAAUUGAGCCAGCCCUUCAUCUUCACGGGAACCACAGGUUAAGCAAAGAUUCGACUACUCUAUCCUAUCCACCCUCGAUUCACCAACUUCGAACCGAUACUAAGGCACCGGCCAGUCCGCCUGCAGUUCUCCGGCACGAUCUUUUCAACGAUGUCCAGACAUCUGCCAUUCAACGAAGCAAUCAUGACCUUGGCCUCGACCUAGUCAAGACAUCUGCUAUUCAACACAGCAAUCAUAACCUUGGCUUCGACCAAGUCAAUACCUAUCGAGCCAGUCCAGAACAUCAAAUUUACCAUGAUGAGACCGUCCCAGGCGCGUUCCCUGCAUCAUCUCACGAUUUAGUCGAAGACCUAACCAGGAACCAGGCCAGAUCAGCUCAACCACAUGGACUUGAGGAGGAAGAUGAGGUUGCAAGUAGGCCAACAAACUUUGGAGCACGCCAUCUUUACGACGAUAAAUGA
This is a messenger RNA of Fusarium venenatum, 756 nucleotides long. RefSeq lists its product as uncharacterized. NCBI's taxonomy places the organism in Eukaryota, Fungi, Ascomycota, Sordariomycetes, Hypocreales, Nectriaceae. The record is from RefSeq and is a predicted model, not a curated record.